Molecule: messenger RNA, 2121 nt
Organism: Thamnophis elegans (Western terrestrial garter snake)
Lineage: Eukaryota; Metazoa; Chordata; Lepidosauria; Squamata; Natricidae
Gene: TMEM101
Product: transmembrane protein 101
Exons: 4
Coding region: 29-802 (257 amino acids)
Biological process (GO): positive regulation of canonical NF-kappaB signal transduction
Source: RefSeq, a predicted model, not a curated record
UACGCCAGUAAUUCCGCCCUGUCGCAAGAUGGCGGCGGGUAGCGGGAGGCGGCGCGGAGUGCUGCGGCUGCUAAUGCGGAUCGGGUCGGUGCUGCUCACUCGCUUCCCGUUCUGGCACUGUCUCAGCGGCCUUCUCCUCAAUGCCGAGCGCGCCGAGGUUCGCCGGAAACCAGACAUCCCUGUUCCGUUUCUCUACUUUGAUAUGGGUGCAGCAGUUUUGUGUGCCAGCUUUAUGUCCUUUGGUGUGAAACGACGAUGGUUCGCUUUGGGGGCUGCUCUCCAGUUGGCUAUCAGCACCUACGCAGCAUAUGUUGGAGGCUAUGCACAUUAUGCAGACUGGCUGAAGGUGAGAAUGUACUCACGAACAAUAGCCAUAAUAGGUGGAUUUUUGAUCUUGGCAAGUGGCGCUGGUGAAAUCUACCGCCAGAAACCACGGAACAGAUCAUUGCAGUCUACUGGGCAAGUUUUCAUUGGAAUCUACCUCAUUUGUGUGGCCUACUCUCUUCAGCACAGCAAAGAAGAUCGCCUGGCCUAUCUUGGUGGUAUCCUGGGUGGGGAGAUCCUCCUACAGCUUCUCUUUGUUCUCUACGGCGUCCUUGCUCUGUCCUUUCUAUCCGGUUAUUACAUCACCACAGCUGCUCAAAUCCUGUCGGUAAUUCUUCCUCUGGUCAUCCUCUUCAUUGAUGGCAAUCUUGGUUUCUGGCACGAUUCUCGCAGAGUUGAAUUCUGGAAUCAAAUGAAGUUGAUUGGCCAAAACGUUGGGGUUUUUGGGGCCUCCAUCAUUUUGGCCACAGAUGGCUGAGCAUAACCCAGGGGACUUGAGGAACUAUGCUUGAUUUCAGGCCAGGGAGAGCAGAAGACUUCCGGAGAAGGAACUGGGAUGAUUUUAAACAAUUGCUUAUUUAUUUUUUGGUUUUACUGCAUUGUUGAAACUCUUUGCUCUUUUCCACUGGCAGCUAAACGAACUUAUAUUCUUUCUUUAUAAUGUGGGGUCACUUCUAUUUUUUUAAUUUUAUUCUUACCAAGGACAGUUCAACAGCUGUCCUAUUUAUUGAGCAAUAGAAAGUGAAAGAUUAAUGUCUUUAAUCACAUCCGUUAGGGUUCAGGGUUUUGGUGUCCCCUAGUAGAAUUGGUUUACAUUUUUGUUUCCAGUCUUUCAGAAACUUAAAGAAAAUUUGAACAAAAUUUCCACUUGGUAUGCUACUGGGCCUGAACAACACUCCUAGGUUGAGUAAAUAGACAGAGAGAUUUGGAACCAUUUUACUUUGGAUUCAAGAGUAUGACUAUGAUGGGGUGGUUCUUAUAGAAUGUAUAGUUUUUUUAUAUCAAGUGGGGCUUCUGACCAUUGAUAAUUCUCAAAGAGGCUAAGAUAAAUACUAAAGUCUGUUUGCAUUGGCUAACCUCUGCUCUGCUUGUAUGAACACAUUUGUGAAACUGUAUUAUACUCUUCCAGACAAGCAUGAAGUCAAACAGUGACCAAUUGGGUAAAAAUAUUAUUUUAUUCAUAGUAGGUUUAGGAGUAAAGAGACUCCUAAAGGGAAUAUUUAUAUAUUUAGUGCAUCAGCUAAGAACUAGGAGCGCUUCCUGCUGAAGCUGGAUGGUAAAAGGAAAGUUAGAUUUUGUGUUAAGUUCCUAUAAGGCAGAACAUUUAGAGUUGGAUUCCAACUAGCUGCAAGUGGAAGAAAAGAAAUUUGGAAAUAAUUUUCCUUGAUCUAGAUGCCUCAGAUUUUGUGGUACUGGAACUAAUCAGGGAUGGACAAUAUUUGAAAUGAUAGAUGAUUGCAUCUCUGCCUCAUGAUUUUUUAAAUUAUAUGUCUGUCCUAUGAUAGAAAAUGAUGGAGUGAAUUUGCGGUCUGUGGUUUUAUGCCUUUUUUAGGCAGAGAGGGGGGGAUUGGAAGGCCCUUAACUCAUCUAUCCCUAUCCCUAAAUGUUGAAACCCCCACUUUUAAGACUACUUUUGUCUCAUUUUAAAUACUUCCUUUUGGAGGAAGGUGAAAAGUGAAGAAUGGAAAUGAAAGGAAAAUGCUCUCAAAGUGCCAUUUCUUGCAGCAUUUUGGAGAGUUUAAAUGUGGGAGGAAGUGGGAGCAGUUUGUCUCCCAGAAGUAUCAAAACUGGGAAUAU